Molecule: messenger RNA, 3494 nt
Organism: Magnolia sinica
Lineage: Eukaryota; Viridiplantae; Streptophyta; Magnoliopsida; Magnoliales; Magnoliaceae
Product: probable UDP-N-acetylglucosamine--peptide N-acetylglucosaminyltransferase SEC
Exons: 28
Coding region: 134-3121 (995 amino acids)
Biological process (GO): protein O-linked glycosylation
Molecular function (GO): protein N-acetylglucosaminyltransferase activity; protein binding
Source: RefSeq, a predicted model, not a curated record
CGAAGAAGGGAGAAAAGCUAGGGCUGUUUUCUCGAUGGGAAUUUCAGACGCUGUAGAUCUACUGUGAGAUCUUCUCGGCGGUCGAUGUUGCUGGAUCUCAGCCGUUGUUUCUAGGGUUUCGUUCCCCGAGACGAUGCUUUCGCUGCAAACUGAUGUUCGGCAGCAGCCGCUGCAGCUACAGCAGCUGUAUGGAGGAAGAAACGGCGGAAGUACCAGCAGUGGAGGAUUUUCUAGGGUUUCUUUCAACGCAGAUCACGAAGAAUCGUUUCUAUCGCCGUUGGAUGCUUGCUUGAAUCUCAAAUCCUCCCAAGCUCUCGAAUCUCAUGAAGCUGAUGAAGAUACGCUCUUACAACUUGCUCAUCAGAAAUAUAAGGCUGGGAACUAUAAACAGGCAUUAGAGCACAGCAAUGCUGUUUAUGAGAAAAACCCACGACGAACUGAUAAUCUGCUGCUUCUCGGUGCAAUUCACUAUCAGCUGCAUGAUUUUGAUACGUGUAUUGCGAAGAAUGAAGAAGCUCUUCAUAUUGAACCACAUUUUGCUGAGUGCUUUGGAAACAUGGCAAAUGCUUGGAAGGAAAAAGGCAACAUUGAUCUCGCAAUUCGCUAUUAUUUGAUUGCUAUUGAGCUUCGCCCCAAUUUCUGUGAUGCGUGGUCAAAUUUAGCUAGUGCAUAUAUGAGGAAAGGAAGACUUAAUGAGGCAGCCCAGUGUUGUCGCCAGGCUCUUGCAUUGAACCCUCGCUUGGUUGAUGCUCAUAGCAACCUUGGUAAUCUGAUGAAGGCACAAGGCUUAGUACAAGAAGCAUACAAUUGCUAUCUUGAGGCUCUGCGUAUACAACCAACUUUUGCAAUUGCAUGGUCAAAUCUUGCUGGUCUUUUUAUGGAGGCUGGGGAUCUUAACAGAGCCCUUACGUAUUAUAAGGAAGCAGUUAAGCUUAAACCAACGUUUGCUGAUGCCUAUCUGAACCAAGGAAAUGUUUACAAGGCCAUGGGAAUGCCUCAGGAGGCCAUCAUGUGUUAUCAGCGUGCUCUUCAGGCUAGACCAGACUAUGCAAUGGCUUACGGCAAUCUGGCUAGCAUGUAUUAUGAACAAGGUCAGCUGGAUAUGGCGAUUCUCCAUUACAAGCAAGCCAUUUCUUGUGAUUCCUCGUUCUUGGAGGCAUACAAUAAUCUGGGGAAUGCCCUGAAAGAUGCUGGCAGAGUGGAAGAAGCAAUCAAUUGCUACAGGUCAUGCCUUGCCUUCCAACCCAACCACCCACAGGCUCUUACGAACCUUGGGAAUAUAUAUAUGGAGUGGAAUAUGAUCAGUGCCGCUGCCACAUUUUAUAAGGCGACGUUGGCUGUAACAACUGGAUUGUCUGCUCCAUUCAGCAAUUUAGCAAUAAUAUAUAAACAGCAGGGAAAUUAUGCAGAUGCUAUAUCUUGCUACAAUGAAGUCCUUCGUAUAGAUCCUUUGGCAGCUGAUGGGCUUGUUAAUAGGGGCAACACUUUCAAGGAGAUUGGUAGAGUUAGUGAAGCAAUUCAAGACUACUUACGAGCGGUUACUAUCCGACCAAACAUGGCUGAAGCUCAUGCAAAUCUGGCUUCGGCUUACAAAGACAGUGGGCAUGUUGAAGCAGCAAUUAAGAGUUACAAGCAGGCAUUGCUUCUGCGCCCCGAUUUUCCAGAAGCAACUUGUAAUCUUUUACACACUUUACAGUGUGUCUGCAAUUGGGAUGAUCGCGAAAGCAAAUUCAUCGAAGUGGAAGGGAUUAUAAGAAGACAAAUAAAGAUGUCAGUUCUUCCAAGUGUUCAACCAUUUCAUGCAAUUGCGUACCCAAUUGAUCCAAUUCUUGCCCUGGAAAUUAGUAAAAAAUAUGCAGCACACUGUUCUUUGAUUGCAUCGCGCUACGGGCUCCCAGCAUUCACUCAUCCUACUCCCCUGCCUGUCAAGGGGGACGGUAAGAAUGGGAGACUCAGGGUGGGAUAUGUGAGUAGUGACUUUGGUAACCACCCGCUGUCACAUCUUAUGGGUUCAGUGUUUGGCAUGCACAACAGAGACAACGUUGAGGUUUUCUGUUAUGCACUAAGUCAGAAUGAUGGGACUGAAUGGAGACAGCGCAUCCAAUCUGAAACUGAGCACUUCAUAGAUGUGUCUUCAAUGACAUCUGAUCUAAUUGCACGAUUGAUUAAUGAGGAUAAGAUACAGAUCUUGGUCAACCUUAAUGGGUACACAAAGGGUGCGAGGAAUGAAAUAUUUGCAAUGCAGCCAGCACCGAUUCAAGUUUCCUAUAUGGGCUUCCCUGGGACCACGGGUGCAACUUAUAUCGACUAUUUGGUCACAGAUGAGUUUGUGUCACCCAUGCGGUUUUCACAUAUUUAUUCGGAGAAGCUUGUCCAUCUCCCUCAUUGUUACUUCGUCAAUGACUACAAGCAGAAAAAUCGUGAUGUUUUGGACCCAAUCUGUCGGCAUAAGCGAGCAGAUUAUGGAUUGCCUGAAGAAAAAUUCAUAUUUGCAUGCUUCAAUCAAUUGUACAAAAUGGACCCUGAGAUCUUCAAUACUUGGUGUAAUAUCCUUAAGCGUGUUCCAAAUAGUGCACUGUGGCUUCUCAGAUUCCCAGCUGCCGGUGAGAUGAGACUGCGUGCAUCAUUUGCAGAUGCUGUUGCACAGGGUGUGCGGCCGGAUCAGAUCAUUUUCACAGACGUAGCUGUGAAAAAUGAACAUAUAAGGCGCAGUGCUCUAGCAGAUCUAUUCCUUGACACGCCAUUGUGCAAUGCCCACACAACGGGCACGGAUGUCCUGUGGGCCGGUCUGCCAAUGGUGACGCUGCCCCUUGAGAAAAUGGCAACCAGGGUGGCCGGUUCGUUGUGUCUAGCCACUGGAGUUGGGGAAGAGAUGAUUGUCAGCAGCAUGAAAGAGUAUGAAGAGAAGGCAGUAGAAUUGGCGGAAAAUCGUCCCAAGCUCCAGGCGCUUACAAAUAAGCUCAAGGCAGUCCGAAUGACUUGCCCCUUAUUCGAUGCAGCACGCUGGGUGAGGAAUCUGGAGAGGGCGUAUUUCAAGAUGUGGAAUCUGUACUGCUCGGGCGGGCAUCCACAGCCCUUCAAAGUGUCUGAAAAUGAUACUGAGUUCCCACAUGACAGAUAGCUUGGGAGAGAGGGAACUGUAGAUAGAGAAAAGAAGAGAAAUCAUAUAUUUACAUAUAUAAACAAGACAGAGAUACAAUAUGGAGUCUGAGGUUGGUUGUCCAAAUGAUGCACUGAAGAUGUAUUCGUAUACGGCCAGUGUGGAAGGAAAGCCGCAGAUUGUAUUUUAGAGGACUGCAGGGCUGCAGAGUCUGUAACGGUUGGAUAGCCAUUGUGUCGCAGCCAGAAUACUGGUGUAGGUAAACUCUUUCCCUUCCAGACAUGCUUUUAUUAUUAUUAUUAUUCAUAUAUCACAUGUUAUACACACACAUAUAUAUGAUAUUUAUACACAGCAACUCAGGUCCUUUUUCAAGUAAGAUGCAGUUAUAUCCUUA